This is a messenger RNA of Aureobasidium namibiae CBS 147.97, 552 nucleotides long. Its product is annotated as NuA4-domain-containing protein. The transcript has 2 exons. The coding region runs from base 1 to 552 and encodes 183 amino acids. The record is from RefSeq and is a predicted model, not a curated record. NCBI's taxonomy places the organism in Eukaryota, Fungi, Ascomycota, Dothideomycetes, Dothideales, Saccotheciaceae. Gene Ontology annotation, cellular component: NuA4 histone acetyltransferase complex.
AUGGCAGACAAUGCGCCAGCGAGCGUGACCAAUGCCGACCAGCCGGGGCGCCCUUACUACGAGAGUCUGCGAAACACGCUCAAAAGCACUUUGGUCAAGAAGCGCCAACUCGACGAGCAACUGCAAGCGCUCGAAGACAACAUCUUCAAAAUGGAGAGCAGCUAUCUUGAAGAAACAAACGGUGCUGGCAAUAUCGUGCGUGGCUUCGAUGGAUGGGUCAAGGGUGUCGUGGUGGGAGGAGACAAGAAGUCCGUCGACGACCGCAAGGCCAGAGUCAGAGUUCGCGACGAAGACCGUAUAUUCUCUCGGAGCUCCAUGUCUUGGAUCAGGGCCCAAGACUCGGAUCUGCCCACUUCGGCCACCAACACUCCUUCCCACGCGCCUACGCCAGCCUCUUCCGUACCUCCACAGCUGACCUCGAGGGACAGCAAUCAUGCCACUCCGAGUAGUACUGUUUCAAAGGCGAACAGCAAGAAGAAGAAGGCUGCCGACAAGGACGAUGACGAAGACAAGCCGUCCAAGAGACUCAAGAUUACCUACGGCCGGGAAUGA